AUGAUGACCGGCGCCCCCAUCUUCUGCAACGCCCUGUCGAUCGCCAUCUCCAUCGGCACUUCCCUGAAGACCAACAGCUCCCAUAAUAACGGAUCCCCCAGACUCAGCUGUUCCCUAGAGGUCAGCAGCUCCAUGAAGAGCGACGCCCCCAUCCUCGGCAGCGCCCUGGAGAUCAUCAUCCCCGUCGGUUUGACCAUGAAAGGCGGCGCCACCAGACGCAGCCCCGAUGCGAUCAUCCUCAGCAAGCCCCUGAAGAUCACAAGCGUGAUGAAGAAAAACAUCGGCACCCUUCAGAUCACCCUCUCCAUCAGCUCUUCCAUGCAGGGCGACAAGAUUACCGUCCUCAGCAUUUCCCUGAAGAACAGCAGCUCCAUGAGGAAAUAA
Messenger RNA from Prorocentrum cordatum, 384 nucleotides. The record is from the annotation of a GenBank genome assembly. NCBI's taxonomy places the organism in Eukaryota, Dinophyceae, Prorocentrales, Prorocentraceae.